Molecule: messenger RNA, 8296 nt
Organism: Xyrichtys novacula (pearly razorfish)
Lineage: Eukaryota; Metazoa; Chordata; Actinopteri; Labriformes; Labridae
Source: the annotation of a GenBank genome assembly
UUAUAAAAUGCCUCUGUGGUUUAAUCACUUUCCUGCCUUCUGUCCGUCUGCAGCUCCUGAUAAUGCAGAUAACAAUCUUAAAGGGCGGGUUAUUUAUAAUGAGGCCAGCCGAGGAAGGGGGCAGACGACACUGUACUGUAUUUCAUGACCUUGCCAGCUCAUUGGUUUGACCAGUAAUCCACUUCCAUAAAGAGAAAGUGGAGGAUUUAGAGGGCUAUCAGAGAUUGCAAUAUAUACCUUCUUAACACUCGGUGCGGCUGGGGCUCGGCUCGUGUCUCUGUGACUCGUAGCAGCUGAAAUUUCUCCUCCGGUAAAGUAAGAACUCGAUCUGUGUCUGUUUAACUCUGUCGUUGUAGACGAGGUCGAACUGCACGCCUUUCUUUUGUCAUCUGCUCGCUCAGUCUGUGCAUGAAAACAGACGGACAUGCUUUGUCUUUUUACUGAAACGGUUAGAUAAUCUUUUCUUUUAGCCGAGGAAAUAUUAAUAAUGUGGUUUAUUUUUAGACAAACGCAUGCCUCACAGUGUUUGUUGUAGGGUUGGUGGUUUGAAGCCGUGUCGUGUGAAAGUUUGAGAAAAUGUUGUUUACUGGUAAUAAAAUAUUCUUAGAAGUGCCGCACACAUUUUCAAUUUGGUGUUAACAACUUUAACACACUAAAAGUAAAAAAAUAGAAAGUUUUAUUUGAUUUAACAGCUUUAAUUUUUCUCAUCUGAGUGUUUUUUCUCCAGAUUUCGGAGGUUGAAGGAGUGGAUUUUUUUAGCGUGCACGUGGCAAACCUGUGAUAUAUGAUCUGUUAAUGUGGUGCACUGAAAGGCAACACCACUACAAGGCCUGUACUUGAAAAUCGAUCCGUCCGUGUUUAUCUUCCUGUCAGCGCCCGGGUCGGAGGAAAACCGGGUCUAAUCUGCAGCGGCUGCCAACGCCGGUCCUUGUCAUCGAGUUACACCUGGAUUUAAUCCCUGCCCCCCAAAUUUAGACUGUUUUCUUCAUGAGAACUCAGAAGUUUGUGCAAAAAUGAACAUUAAUGUCGUCCAUUAUCGAACAGCUGUAUGUUAAAGGACCAGUCCACUUUUUCUUUCGGAAGAAGAAGCUCUGAACUUUUUUUUGAUUUGGAUAAAAGUUUUCUAUACUUACUAAAUUAAAAGACGACAUGAUUAAAUUUGUUUUAAAAGUGUUUUAAUCUUUUUAAUCUUUAUCUAAACUUUAGGACUCCAAAAGUAGAAACUCUGGAUGCAGAAUCGUCUGUAAAUCUCGAGUAUAAAGUUCGUGACGAAGAGGAACUUUUUUUAGCUUUCAGAGAAAUACUUUUUAAGGUGAAAUAUCUGCUUUUCUCUCUCUAUUGGGUCUCCUCUGUAUAUUUUUCACUGUGAGGCAAAUGAACUUUACGUGCAUCUGAGGUCAGCCCAGCAGCGAGUUAUUUUUGCGAUAUGUUCUCACGUCUUCAUCGUCCGAGGGAUGUUCUGGGGUGUUGGAUUACUGCGAACCCCACCGCUCUCCGGCCAGAGACAAUCCCCGGCUCAUAGCUCACACGCGCACCCAACUGAAGACAAAAAUCAGGGCCAAAUUUAACCCAACAGAUCUGAUCCCAUCUCCAGAGCAACAUGUUAUGUUGUGUCCUCAGGGUUUCUCUUCUGGUGUCCUAAAAUACACCGUGAGCCUUAGAGACACCCCUCUCCGGUUUGUUAUUGGUUUGCAAACACAACCAUUUGUUCCUGGAGCUGUCCGGACGUCUUUUCUUUCAAGACAAGCCUGCUGUCAUUUUUUCCCUCCAUGAUGAAGACGUUAGGAACAGCUGUAGCUCCAGGAAUAGAGUCUUAAUCCACUGUUCGUCAGAGCGCCUAAACAUGACAAACAGCUCAGGCAGCGACUGUCUGGCCUCUGAGUACCUCUGGAACCUCAAAGUCCCUCGGUCGGGGACCAGAGGGGUGUUUCUGCUCGGUCUGGAGGGAUAUUUUAGGUGUUUUGUAAGUUUAGCAGCUCAACAUUAGAUACAGUCAGUCUGAUCACGCAACUUUAUGGUCCUACAAAACUCAGACUGAAACAUGAAGUCCUCUGAAAUGAUUUGAUAACUGUAGUUGUUGCUGUAAAUUUGGAAUUUCUCUUUGUGGGACUAUUAAAGGAACGUCUUAUCUAGUUAGCGCUCACUUUCAGGUGUAAGCUUUUAUAUUUCUUUGGUUUCUUAAUCAAAGUUUCAUGUUUGACCACCAUAGUUUCCUCAGAAUAUAAAUAAAUUCUUCUUUAUUAUAUCAGCUCUAAAUGGAGCUGAAGCCGACUGAAUUUAAGGUAAUUAAACUCACUCUUCAAAACAUUCGAAAUGAGGUUAUUAUUUGGCUCUGAUUCUUUCUGAUAGAUGCCACUGAAUUCUUUGUAUUGCGUCUUUAAAAAGGAUUUACUGUUAUUUCUAUUUGUGUGUUAAAAGAUCUGAUUAUAUGACUAGUUUUAGUAAAUCAUCCACAAGACCUUCUGAAAAGUUUGCAAACUCCCAAAAUACAGUUUAAAUGGAUCAUCCUAUCGGGGUUUUUAAGGUUGAUUAAAAUCAAGCAAAUUUAAGUCAUACAAAAAUUUUAAAAGGAUGAGAAAAAUGGAUGCCAGUGUUUGCUGUAAAUGCAUUAUUUUAACACAUCAGAUUCCUCACAUAUCCACAAUGUGUGGAAUCCCAGAAUGCUUUGUGCGGCAUGGCAGCUGGUCAUAACACACGAUGAAUGGAGGCGCGUUUUAGAACUCAAUGCACCACCUCGGGGUCAGAAAGAGGUGCAGUAAAGCCGAUUUUAAAGCCUAAUAUCAAACAGCUACAUUGCACCAACUUACAAAACGAUCCCACCCCUAAUAAUGCUGAUUUAUUCAUAACUCUGAACCUCAGUGUUUUUAAAAUGCAUGAAUUAAUCCUUAUUAACGCCUUCGUAUGGUUUUGUAAAAAUAAAAACAGAGUGAUUGAGACUUAAAUCCUCUUUUUGGACCUGGUUUAAGUCUGCUGUAAAAUCUGCUGGUCUACUGUAGGUUUCUUGGCUUUUUGGAGAAAACCCCAAGUGGACAUUUGAGGAACUGCAGUUUUUGGAGGCUUUGCAUUGGCUUUACUUCUCAACGCUUGAUGUUGCCACCUGGUGGAAACAUGUCAUAUGUUGUUAAGAUUGAAGGACUCGUUUAAUCCUUUGAACGUUUUUACUCUGAAACUCUGAAAACUCGAUCAGCAGGUCUUCAUGUUCGAUUAUUUUAGACAAACUAUCACAAUCAGACGUAUAAUACACUUCCACAUUCAGCGUCUUGAUAGAGAGAGUUAAAGUUCAGGCAAGUCCAUAUCUUCACCUGCUGAUAGCAUCUUUAUCUUGACAUACUAACAUUAGAUAUUUAAUUCCUGCAGUUAGCUCGCUAUGAUGCUUUUUUAUCACUGUAAGCAGCCGUAUCUUCCCUAUGUUUGGAAAUUUGCUCUAAUAAACUACACAAACAUCAUGGUAGCAUCAAACUCAUCGCUUUCAGUUCAAGAGGGUCUUUAUUUCCUCAUUUCGUCUUCAUCAGGUACAAAGUCCGACCUGUAGGUGGUGCUCAAAGACCAGUUCAGGGGGAGUAAGAGUCAUUUUGAAUUGUAAAUUGUAAAGCGAAUUUCAUGUCAACAUGCCUCAUAGUUGUAAAGAUAUUAAACUUCACUGUCCCUCAGAGACGCCAGGCUGCUAAAAAUAGAGUUUGGGUCCUUAAGGUCCUUCAGGCAUUAACACGACCUCAGCUACAAAGUUCAGUUCCAUGAGGUUUCCUGGAAUUAACAUUAUGUCUUAAGAUAGAUCCAACAUGAGCCAAACAUGAAAUGUGAGUCAGGUGAGUUUCUGCUGCUGGACGGAGGAGACGUGGUCGCAAACAUGAAGCAGAAAACCACCGGAAACAGAAACAGAACGGUGGAGGUGGAAGAACAACGUCAGAAAUAACAGUGAACAUUUACAGAGACGGUUUACGGUGCCGACAGUGGAAACCAAUCGAGUUUGAUGUCAAAGAUCACAUGUUUAAGUGUCAGAUUUACACAGUCAGUUAACUUUUCAUUGUUAUUCUUGGAUUUACUCUUGGGAAGGAGCCACAGUGGUCUAAAUCGAACCAGGUCCACCCGCAAAUAGGCAGCAAUCAGACUGCAGAGUCAGCGGCGCCCAAACCAAUCAGUUUGCAGCCCUGUAAGGAAAAAUACCACGAUAUUGUUUCAUGUUUUCACCCUCAACCUGCCUCAUGUAUGAUUACUGUAAAGCUAACAUCACUUGUCUGUCACAAAAACAGCAUUUAAUCCUUUUUUCCCCUUUUUUUCAGUUAGGUAACGUCAAGAACCUGCAGCCAAGAUGGCUGAUGAGUGAGUCAACAAUUUAAAAUUCAUCGUUACGCAAAUUAUUUGAUCAGUUUUCGGAUUAGAGUCAUUCGUCUGAGUCACGGUUCAUGUUUGUACCUGCAGGAAGAGACUGUCCGCCAGGCGUAAGCAUACCCUGAAGGUAAGGACCGGGUCGGUACCUUUCAGUCUCCGCCCGCUGUUCCUGUUCAGAUGAGGUGUAAUCUGUGCGAUGGUUUCGUCCUCAGAGCUGUAUGCUGUCAGUGGCCGGUACCUUACUGGAUGCCGAGUCAACCGUGAAAGCCAAGGAGAGGGAGAAGUUCCUGGCGGACAAGUGUCCUCCUCUGGAGCUGCCGUACUCCAAAGAGGAGCUGGAGGUACCGUGAUCUCUGACUCAUCACCUUACUUCCUUAAAGUUCCACUCCGAUGAUUUUUUUUUUUUUUUUACAACUGAAAAUGUUCUCAGUGGUCUUUAAGUUGUGACUAUGACGUUUUUAGCCAAAAUCAUGUCACCUGUUUCAUUUUCAAGGACUUUUCUUCUGCAGAGCUCCAGUAGAUCAUUAGCGAAUUCGCCUCUGAGUCGUGGGCGGAGACAGCGCUGCUCUGCGCACUCCUCUACGAGUUAGCUUGUAGCCUAGCAUUGCCGGUGUAGUGGAAGUAGCAGGUAACAUAGCAUAAUGAAAGCUAAUAUCAAAAUUAGCUUUCAUAGGAGCGUUGCAAUCUGCUCCCGCACACGCUUGUUCCACGAUUGUCCUUGACUUCUACGAGUCUGGGGGCGGAGCUUGGAUUUGUGACAUAGGAAAUCUCACUGUGUCUGAACCUGCUGUUUGGGUCUGCCAGAGAUUCACAGAGAUUUGAGUGCAGAAGUACUCAGAAAGUUUUCUUAUGAUAUGUCCUGUUGCAUCAGAAAAAUGAACAUAUGAACAUGUAGACAAGAAGAAAAACAUGAUUUUCAUCAGAGUGGGUCUUUAAAUGCUUCUCUCUGAUUGGUCAAAACACCCCGGAUAGCAAAGGUCACUUCAGGGUGAACUUAAUCACACAACACCAAACUUUAGUUCUGUCCACUCAACAACAGACCACAGGAACUCGUGAGGGUGAUAGAGACAUCUAGCAAAGUGAAGAAAACAAUCAUACCCGUCAGCUCAGUUUGGACUUUAAUGGAGAUAGAGAGUUUAUAUAAAAACGUCAAGUUUAAUUCAACGAGUUUAACAGGAUGUGCCAAAAACAGUCGCCUGAUUCAUUUUUACUUGAUUUUGUGCGUUAAAGACCCGAUGAAAACAUCUUACCAAGCUCUCUGUCCUCUUCAGGAACUCUGCAAGAAACUGCACGAACAGCUCGACAUCAGUGAGGAGGAGAGAUACAGCAUAGAGUUCAAGCUGAACAUGGUCCUGAGUGAGGUGAGACUCUUUUUCAGGUUAAAGACUGCAAAUAAAAAUGGAUGGAGAUUCUUGUUAGUGUCGUCUUUGAGCAGAAAUCAACUCUUGGAAGUCCUUUCUUCACUCAAACACCAGUUUUGAUUCUCAUGUUGUUCUCACUGCUAAUGGCUGGUUAUAACAGAGGCCCAAAAAUUUGCUCUUAGCUCACGAAUAGUGGAUUUUCUUCUACUUCUUCUACUUUCACACAUUAGGUCAGAGACCUCAACAUAAAGAUUGUGGAUCUGAGGGGAAAGUUCAAGAGACCCAGACUGAAGAAAGUGCGUAUGUCAGCCGACGCCAUGCUGAAAGCUCUGCUGGGCUCCAAACACACGGUCAACAUGGACCUGAGGGCCAACCUGAAGCAGGUCAAGAAGGAGGUCAAAGAGGAGGUGAGCUUCUACCCGCUUCAUCCAGAGUUCAGUUUCUAGAAACUAUGUUGGCCUGAAUGUCUGAUAACUGUAUUUGUAAGAUCAACCCACCUCCAAGACUUGGAAGCAAAUCUACUCCAGCUCAGCUCGACUGUUUGUCAGAAAAUGAACGUUCAGGCCUCUUCAAAACUUUUUCAAGUGAUUUUCCAUGGUAAAGUUCUGGACCGGUGUGCAGAUGGCGAGGAUUUGGAAACACUGCCGUACACAUGGAUGGGGAUCAUCAUUUAAACGUUAUCCAGUUCUCCGUUGAAAGGGAAGCUUGACUUUCUUGAGGUUCUUGAAGACGUUCCUCCUCUCUUCCAAAAGGUGUCUUCGGUUUUAAAGUGACUGGGGCCAAAGUCGGAAGUUUAUAGACUCUGUUGGUCCUCUAGCUGUAGAAGGGCUGGGUGGCCACCUGAGAGUCUGGUCUGGUCUCGCCUGGAGACCUCCUGGGUUUCCUCAGGUUUGCCAUGAUGUUGAGCCUGUGAUUUAGUACGAAAGCGUGAUUUUGAUUGUUGUCCAAUAGACUCAAAGCUGAAUUGUAAGUCAGUGAUAAGAAGUUCCUUACCCCCGAUUUCCACCGCAUCUGGAACAGCUGCACCACGGAACGGCAACGAUUUUUGCCGUCCGCCAAUUCCUACUGCCUGCGUUUGUGAGACAAAUUUCAGCGGGAAUCACAAAAACUCACAUGAACCCACGGAGUCACAGCAAUCACGUGAUAAUGAGUUGUCUCUAUAAAGACAGCCACAUGACCAUAUAAGCAGUAGACUGUGUCCUUCCAGAGGAGGAAAUCUACUUCUACACUUAUAGAAUCAUCAUCUCCUCAUCCGUGGUGUCUGAAAAUGUUUGACUUGUUUGUCUUCGCCCAACUUCCUUUCCAGCACGGGUUAAUCUGUGCUGAAUUUAUUCGGCAGAAAAAAACAGAACUCUUGCUAUCAGCUGUAGAAUCCGUUGAACCACAGCUGAAUGGAAAGAAGCCGAUGAAAAUGGAACGAUCAGCUGCGAUCGGCGGAUACGGCCUUUUUGCAGCCGUUCUGGAUGCAGUGGAAAUUGGGGGUAAGUCUGCCACUUCUGUUCAUGGAUGGAAGACGCCUUUUUGAAGAGACAUGAAACGUCCUCAAGAACCUCAAACAAGUCCAGCUGACCUUUCAACGAAGGAUUGGAUAACCAUGACCAGGAUAAACGAGAACCUUCUUAGACAUUAAUACAUGUUAUCUGGGGUACUGGUAGGUUUAUUCGUAUGAUUACUCGGACACCCCAACAUCUAUCUAUCUACAAAAACACUUUAUAUAAGAUGAUCCUGAUUAUUUUUUAAUAUAUUUAAAAGAAUUAAACCCUCGUGGGUUUGUCUCAGAACAGUAUUUUCCCUCAAACCUCUGUGUCAUCUUCUUCCAUGAAUAACCGAGUCAAUAAAUUCUCCAUCUCAGUGUCUGAAAUCUGUCGAUUCGUCAGUUUUAUCCUCUUAACCGAAUGUCGUUUGUGUUCACAGGAUAAGCAGCUGCGCGAUGUGGGCGACUGGCGUAAGAACAUCGAGGACAAGUCUGACAGGAAGAAGAUGUUUGACAGUUAAACGUGAUCCUGUCAGGAGGUUUCUGGGCUUCAGACCGAUUUUCAGGACAGAGUUCAGGUCUGAUGUCUUUGAAACUGAGGAGUUUUAUUCCAAAGAUUCAACGUUCAGAGAAAGGUGCUCGUUUUGGACUUCGUUAGUGAUUUUCAUGAUAUUCCUAAACUUUCCAAAUGCAGUCAAACUUCUGCGGUUUGGUAGUUUUUGGUUGUUUUUGGUUGUUUUUGGAGCAGAACUCCUCAGUUUGAAAUAAUAAUGAUGAUAAUAAGCGUCCUUCUGCUUCAGCCCAUAUCUCCUUUGUUAUGUGAUGUAUUUGUAUCGUGUGUUCUGAUGUCAGUUAGUAUCGAACGUUUGCUUUUGUUCUGAGGAGGCUGAUUCAUAGUUCGAAAGAGGAAGUGCUUUUCUUCAUUCAGCUGGUUAAAAAAAUCAAAAAUAUAUCGAAACAAAGAACGGUGAACGGUCUCGAUGAAGAGCGGCGCCUCUUCGCCGAAGUAUAGAUCAGCCUGCUCUCUGUACUAAACAACAUCAUGUCAUCUUUUCUAAACUGUUCAGACGGAUAUGUGAUGUACUUUCUCUGUCCUGUUGCUGUCACAUUAAAAACAAGAGCUUCAUAUUCA